GUACUUGUGUCCUGAGAGGCGUGCUGUUUACGAAGAAGUGUCAGAGGUCGCGGGGGCAGAAGGCGUUCCUGCCCCUGGCAUAGUCGCUAUGUAGUUGGGAGGCUUGCGUUCUCCGAAAUAUUUUGGAAGGCUCUUAGGCUCUACUAGCGUAGUAGCCCAAGGACUUCUAGUUCCGGUCUUCAGGUCCCUGCCUGCUGAGCGGAACCGCCGCCGCCAUGUUUGGCUGCUUGGUGGCGGGAAGGCUGGUACAAACAGUUGCACAGCAAGUGGCAGAAGAUAAAUUUGUUUUUGACAUACCUGAUUAUGAAAAUAUCAACCAUGUGGUCGUUUUUAUGCUGGGAACAAUUCCAUUUCCUGAGGGAAUGGGAGGAUCUGUCUACUUUUCCUACCCUGAUUCAAAUGGAUUGCCAGUAUGGCAACUCCUAGGAUUUGUCACAAAUGGGAAACCAAGUGCCAUCUUCAAAAUUUCAGGUCUUAAAUCUGGAGAAGGAAGCCAACACCCUUUUGGAGCCAUGAAUAUUGUACGAACUCCAUCUGUUGCUCAGAUUGGAAUUUCCGUGGAAUUAUUGGACAGUCUGGCUCAGCAGACUCCUGUAGGUAAUGCUGCUGUAUCCUCAGUUGAUUCAUUCACUCAGUUCACACAAAAGAUGUUGGACAAUUUCUACAAUUUUGCUUCAUCAUUUGCUAUCUCUCAGGCCCAGAUGACACCAAGUCCAUCUGAAAUGUUCAUUCCAGCAAAUGUGGUUCUGAAAUGGUAUGAAAACUUUCAAAGACGACUAGCACAGAACCCUCUCUUUUGGAAAACAUAAUUUGAAUAAAAUAAUUUUUAAUGGA
Molecule: messenger RNA, 834 nt
Organism: Rhinolophus ferrumequinum (greater horseshoe bat)
Lineage: Eukaryota; Metazoa; Chordata; Mammalia; Chiroptera; Rhinolophidae
Gene: HIKESHI
Product: heat shock protein nuclear import factor hikeshi
Exons: 5
Coding region: 216-809 (197 amino acids)
Biological process (GO): protein import into nucleus
Cellular component (GO): cytosol; nucleus
Molecular function (GO): Hsp70 protein binding; nuclear import signal receptor activity
Source: RefSeq, a predicted model, not a curated record